GCGCACGCGACACUGCUCUCUGUGUGUCUCGCCAGGACUCGCCAGCCUCUGUGACCACACGCCGCCCUGCACCAUGGCCUGCGCCAGGGGGAUCUGCACCGCUGAUAAGAUAUUCAUCUUCAUCAACAUCGCCUUCGCGAGAGGUGGAGAGUGACCCGCGUUGUCCCAGUUCCGAAGGCGGGGUUCGCAGGGUCUGUAGAUGGGUACAGACCAGUGGCAGCAUUAUCGACGCCGGCAAAGAUGUACAGCGGUGCGCUGCUGGCGACGGCGGCGCGGCUGGCGUGGGACCCCAGCACGUACACGUGGUUCCGGUUCCUGUGCGGCGCGCAGUACCGCGUGUCGUGCGCGUACGUGUUCGCGGCGGGGCUGUGGCUGGCGGCGCUGGUGUACCUGGGCGUGGCGGCGCAGCGCAGCGCGCGCGCGUGCCUGCACGUGUACGCGGCGGGCGUGGCGUGCCUGGCGCUCAGCGAGGUGGGCUACGGCGCGUGGAUGUGCGCGUCGCUGGCGGCGUGGUGGCGCUCGGCGCCGCAGGCCGAGCUGGCGCGCCGCGGCAUGGACCUGCUGCACGACCUCAAGCCGGCCCUGCUCGCCGUCGAGCGCUACCGCGACGUCGCGCGUCCGCUCUACGACAUGAUCGAGGAAGUGGAGCGCGAGGCGCCCAACAACGUGUUCGUGAUCGUGGUGUUCGGCGUGCUGGCCAUGCUGCUGCAGAUAGCGGCAUUUGUAAUGGCGCGGCGGCUGGCGCGACGAGCGGGCGCCGGCGCCCUGGCAGCGCCCGCCGAGAAGGACAGCGGCGUGUGCGCCGUGGCCGCCGCCGACGACGACAGCGACUGCAACGACGCCGAGCGCCCGCCUCCGGGCUGGCGCAAGAAGGCCAACCUCCGCAUGUACACCAUACUCGAUAAGAUUUUCUAGCAGGACCAGACCGGCGUUGGCGGCGCGUCGCCGACGGCGGCGGCACGGGGCAGCGGGACGCGCGCGCGG
Helicoverpa zea (corn earworm) is the source of this 984-nucleotide messenger RNA. RefSeq lists its product as uncharacterized. Lineage: Eukaryota; Metazoa; Arthropoda; Insecta; Lepidoptera; Noctuidae. The record is from RefSeq and is a predicted model, not a curated record. The transcript is spliced from 6 exons. The coding region runs from base 241 to 915 and encodes 224 amino acids.